AUGCGACGCCACCGUUUCGUUCUGCUGCUCCGCAAGGCUGUCGAGCUCUGCCUGCUGCCGCUGCACGGUGUUCACACAGCUGUGCACGCGGGUGCCGAGGCGCUGCUGCUGGUCCAUCAGCUUCUCAAUCUCCACCACGCAGCGAACAAGGUCCUGCCGCAGCACAUCAAUGUCCACACGGAGACUGCGGACAUCCAACGUGCCUGA
Trypanosoma grayi is the source of this 207-nucleotide messenger RNA. RefSeq lists its product as hypothetical. The transcript has a single exon. NCBI's taxonomy places the organism in Eukaryota, Euglenozoa, Kinetoplastea, Trypanosomatida, Trypanosomatidae. The coding region runs from base 1 to 207 and encodes 68 amino acids. The record is from RefSeq and is a predicted model, not a curated record.